CAUCCAAAAUGACGUGCCACCUGAAGCUUUGGUCGACUCUUUCUUAAUCUUGCAGCUCCCAUAAGUUUAAUACAAUUUACCUUACUUCUUAUCCCUAAAUAUAAAAUUCCACUGGCAUUGCCAUAACCUUCCGGGGCCCAUUCUUUUUCCACCAAACAACUUACAACACAUCCUCAAUCACCCAAGCCCAAUAUCGGGGAUAACUUACAGCUACAUCGCCCAAGAUGUCACAGGAACUGAUCAACCAACUCCUAGAGAUGGGAUUCGACAAAUCACGUGCCGAGCUAGCAGCAAAGAGAUCUGAUGGAUUGCCGGAUGCCAUGGACUGGUUGGAAAAGACCCAAGACACUCCAUUGGAUGAACUUCUCGAGGAGGAAGCAUCUGGUGCCAGCAUUACAAGGGCAGAAGAUGGUACAGUUGCAAUGUCACUCGUCUGCAAUGAAUGCGGCAAGAAGUUUCGUUCCCAAGGCGAGGCUGAAUUCCACGCCGGUAAAUCGGGUCACACUGAUUUUGCCGAGUCUACUGAGGAAAUCGCCCCUCUCACCGAAGAAGAGAAGAAGAAGAGACUCGAAGAACUUCGUGAGCGUGUUAAAGCAAAGAGAGCUGGCCAGGCUGUGGUAGACAAGGAAGAACAGAAGCGCAAUGAUAAAAUUCGCCAGAAGGCCACCAAGGAGUCUCAAGAGGCGAAGGAGGAGCUUCAGCGUAAGGAACAGAUUAAGGAGGCAGCCAAGAAGCGACAAGAGAAGCUCGACGACAUUGAGGCCAAAAAGCGUAUCAAGGCCAAGAUUGAAGCCGACAAGGAGGAGCGUCGUCGCAAAGCCGAGGAGGCCAAAGCUGCUAGAGAAGGUAGAUCUAUUCCCGCCACCACAACAGUUCCGACGCCAGCCCCAGCUGCUGCUCGACCUGCCGCUACUCACAACGAAGCCCGCUUGAGACUACAGACCCCUAGCGGCAACGUUAUGAAGACACUUCCAGCAGACACUACGCUUUUCGAGGUCAAGCAGCUGCUAGAGUCGGAGAACGGACUCUCUGUUACCAAGUUCGCUCAGAACUUCCCCAGAAAGGUCUUUGAAGGUGUCGAUCUAGGCAAGACCCUAAAGGAAGCCGGCUUAGUUCCCAGUGCUGUUUUGAUCGUACAGUAAAUUGACUGGGAACUAGGCUAACACGAAUCUCAUGAUUGAACGUAUAAUAUGGCGUUUAUGGUUUGGCAUAGGAUACAGGUUAAAGGAUUCGCAUGAGAUGGUCGAUACAGAAUUAGGCACACAAAAUUCUAUAAGAGAAAUUAUUAUAAUUCUCCAUAGCCUACCUAGAUAGAGAUUUAAGUCAUAGUUGCGUCUCGUUUCUGAUGCUUGGCACACUUCAGCAUAAUGAACUUAUA
Messenger RNA from Hypoxylon trugodes, 1378 nucleotides. RefSeq names its product ubiquitin-related domain-containing protein. The record is from RefSeq and is a predicted model, not a curated record. Lineage: Eukaryota; Fungi; Ascomycota; Sordariomycetes; Xylariales; Hypoxylaceae. The coding region runs from base 225 to 1142 and encodes 305 amino acids. Gene Ontology annotation, molecular function: protein binding. The transcript is spliced from 4 exons.